This is a messenger RNA of Brassicogethes aeneus, 1429 nucleotides long. Lineage: Eukaryota; Metazoa; Arthropoda; Insecta; Coleoptera; Nitidulidae. The record is from the annotation of a GenBank genome assembly.
CGGCGUGUGAAGUUUAUAGGUUAUCUUUGACUUUCUAACAACAAAUAAGCAGUUUGGCUCAAAAACCCCUCAAAAAUGGAGAGCGACAGUGAAUUCGACAUACCGGACGACGAAAUCGAGAUAAUCUACUCGGAUUCCGACGAGGACGGGCUGGAUGAGGAAAAUAUCGAAGAGAUGAUCGAAGGGAUUGAAAUAAACGAAGCAGAGGUUGUAGAUUUGGCGAAGUUCACCUUUACAAAGCACGCGAAGUCGGUGUUCUGCAGCGACUUAUCCGGAGACUCUAAAUUGGCUGUAACAGGUGGUCAAGAUGAUGUGGCUUACGUGUGGGAUACAGAGAGUGGGGAAGUGGUUUUGGAGUGUACGGGGCACAAAGAUUCGGUGACGGAGGUGGCGUUCAACCAUAACGAUCAAUAUGUGGCGACUGCGGAUAUGUGUGGGAUGAUACAAGUAUGGGAUGUGGCGGAUAAGAAACUUAUUUGGUGUUUCGAAGGAGACGACAUGUUGUGGCUUACCUGGCACCCAAUGGCGAAUGUUUUGGUGGUGGGUUUCCAAACCGGUGAUAUUUACAUAUGGCAAAUCCCCUCAGGGAACACCAAAGUGCUUCCAACUGCUUCUAGUAUGCCUACGACGUGUGGUAAAAUCCUCCCCAACGGUAAGCAGUUACUGGCCUCGUACGAGGACGGUAUUUUGAAGUUGUGGGACAUAAAAACAAGCACUGCCGUGUGGCAGAACAAACAGGAAACCCCAGCGCUACAACUAGCUGUAAACGCUGAUGCUAGUUUAGCAAUGCUAUCGCCUAGUUCUUCCCUAGUGAAAUUAACCGAUGGGCGGACUGUAUCCACUUUAUUAUCCUCAGGGGAAACGGAAAUCGAGGUCGCUCUUUUCGAGAGCGAAAUGAACUUACUGGUAACUGGAGGCCUGUCUGGAAGACUAUGCGUCUGGGAGUCUGGAAAGCAUGCUUUACGUCACGAGGCCCAAAUAGAGUGCCCGGUUACGAUCUUAAAGUGGGGUAAAAACGGGCAAAUUUUCAUCGGGGGUUCCGAUGGAGCCAUAUACGUGUGCAAUGUAAAACUGGGGACCCUGGUGGAAACACUCACGGGUCACAGGAGCGGCAUUUUGAGUAUAUCGGUUUUUAAAGAUGGCAGAAAAAUUUUGACCACCUCUGAUGACGGUGUGGCUAAGAUUUUCGACGUUAAAAUAUAAUAAUGGUAAUUUUAUAUAACAGGGAUGUUUCUUAUUUAAUGUUUACAAGGAUUUGCUAUGUAUCUACUUAUAUAUAAAUCAUACAAUCUUAUAAUAAUAUUUAUUGAUGUUAUAAAUGUACUCUAAAUGCGCAUCAAACUUUUUUAAAUAAUCUAUCAUACUUAUAAAUAUAAAAUUGUUUUGUAUUUUGUUAUUUUUUAUUGUUGAGAUUAUUGUUCAAUUGGAC